CUUGCAUAUAAACUUGAUCGCUGACAAGACUACACUGGUUCAUAACUCCUGUCGUAAGAAGACAUUGGAAUGAAGAGGACAAUAUUUCUUACCCUCCUCCUAACAUCACUGGCAGGUGUGCGUCCGCUGAAACCCCAGGUACGACACGUCAGGGCAGGGGAAAUGGCGGUGCUGCUCUGCCCUGGGUGUAGCCAGUGCAGCGGUGAUGGUGCUGAACCGUUUUGGACCAGCCGGGCGAUGAGUCUCACCAAGACCAGCUCAUCGUUAGCAGAGCAGAGGCGGAAGGGCGUGCUGCUUCAUGGGACGAGUCUUAUCAUUCUCAGAGCUUCUGAAGACCACGAGGGCAAUUAUUCUUGCUCUUUUGGGGGCAGUAACAGGCAGUCCUGGUUCAGGCUGACUGUACACUCAGAACUGUCUAAAGAGUUUGAAGCGUGGAAUCAGUAUCCUCUGAUAUGCUACGCUCAGGAAUCCUGCAAAUUGACGUGUCCAGACAGAAACAUCCCCUCAGUCAAAACCCCAAACAUGAGCAGCUCCGCCAUCAUCUGGCACAAGGAUGGCGAUCCAUUUCAGAGAGACAGUUACUUCUCCAGUGUGGAUGAAAAAGACAGUGGCGUCUACACAUGCACCAGGCCUUAUCUGUAUCUCGGUCAUACAUAUAAUAUCACCUUCAGGGUGGUACUCCAGGUCAAACCAAAGAAAGUGUUCUCAGUGUCAAGAAUCACUCAGCCACAGAACAACCAGGUGUUUUAUGUAGAUUUAGGCUCACCCAAAGUCAUCGACUGCAAAGCUGAUCUGUAUUCAUUUUUUGAUGACGUGUUUUGGUUGAGCAAUGAGUCGUUUGUGGAAAAGAAUGACAGCUUUCCAGUUUUCUACAAUACCACAAGGGUUCGUGGCUCAGGGGAAACACGGAUGACGGCGAGUCUCGUCUUUAGGAAAGUUUCAGAGGAGGAUCUGCAGACAGUCUACACCUGCAAACUGGAAUCCGACCAACAGGAGCCCACGUUUGUCACCAUCACGCUCAGAAAAAAUGUUCAUCUUUCCUCCGUCCGCCUGGCCUCCUGCAUCAUUGGCUUUUUAGGACUGAUCAUUGUAACGGCAUUCCUUUGCCUGAAACUUAAAAUCCACAUUGCUCUUUACCUUCGAGACACGCUUGGUUGCUGUCGCCAUGCUGCAGAUGGAAAAACCUAUGACGCUUAUUUGAUGAGUUACAAGAGCGACGCAGAUACAGCACUCAAUGAAGAAGACAGGAAAUGGUUGGUGAAUGUUUUGGACGAGCAGUUUGGUUACAGCCUCUGUCUCUUCAACCAAAACGUUGUCCCAGAGAAAGAGGCAGUUUUGGACUGCGUGGAGCAGAGCCGGGCGGUGGUUCUGGUUCCCACCUCACCAGAAUCUGAAACAGGCCCCGACGUCCUGACUGACAUCCAUGCAGCCCUUUUGAAGCGGGGGACUCGCUUCAUCCUAAUCGAUGCUAAGACCACCACCAUAGAGAGGCCAUUACCAGAGACUCUGGAGCUCCUCACAAAGCCCGGAUGCCGUGUCACCUGGAGGGGCAACAGCUCAAAGCUGCCCUCUUCUUCUUUCUGCAAGCAGCUACGCUACCAUCUGCCUGCCCCACAGCACGCACCGAAGCUUCAACAUCAGAGAAACACCCAGGAUGCCAGCUGUUAAAAUGCCAAGUUCAAUAUACAUGCUCUUGUGAGAUGAGAACAAACCUACUUUGAUCACUUGUAUUUCAUUUUUAUUCAUUUAUUUAUAUAUAAUUUAUCUACAUAUGUACUUCAAGAUCAUUGUUAGUGAUAUUGUUGAGGAUGUAUUUUAAAAAAAGCAUUUUUUAAAAAAUAUAUAACAACUUAUAGUUAACUCACAGUCAUCAGUUUUUAAACAACUUUACCUCUAAAACCUGUCAUUUGUACCGGGAUCUAUAAAUAUUCAACCUUCCUAUACCUGUAGCAAACUGUUUUUCCAUGGAGCAUGUUCUCAGUUGUUCAACUAGAAUUCAGAUGUUUCUUUCAAAUAAGAAAUUCAGAAUUCUGAUCAUUUAAACUUUUGUAUUCACACGUUUUGAUUUAUCACUCUUUAAACCAGUUGUACUGAAGAAUCACUUUUUUUUAUAUAAGUUGCAUACUAAUCAAAAUAAAGGCUCUUUGUU
Messenger RNA from Salarias fasciatus (jewelled blenny), 2149 nucleotides. Its product is annotated as interleukin-18 receptor 1-like. Gene Ontology annotation, molecular function: interleukin-1 receptor activity. The record is from RefSeq and is a predicted model, not a curated record. NCBI's taxonomy places the organism in Eukaryota, Metazoa, Chordata, Actinopteri, Blenniiformes, Blenniidae. The coding region runs from base 70 to 1668 and encodes 532 amino acids. The transcript is spliced from 10 exons.